This is a messenger RNA of Camelina sativa (false flax), 740 nucleotides long. Its product is annotated as V-type proton ATPase subunit c''2-like. NCBI's taxonomy places the organism in Eukaryota, Viridiplantae, Streptophyta, Magnoliopsida, Brassicales, Brassicaceae. Gene Ontology annotation, molecular function: proton-transporting ATPase activity, rotational mechanism. The record is from RefSeq and is a predicted model, not a curated record. Gene Ontology annotation, cellular component: proton-transporting V-type ATPase, V0 domain. Gene Ontology annotation, biological process: proton transmembrane transport.
UACGCUCUCUCUCUCUCUCGAAGGCGAUUUGAUUCAGAAGGGGGAUUUCUCUGAAAAUUGGCUGAAGCAAAGGCAAAUCUGCCGUCAAUCGGUUGCAAUAGGAAGAGAAAACAAACCCUGUUUGACUCCCUGAUUCUUGGACCUGAGUCACCUAAUUAACCGCUCAAUAAUGUCGUUAUGAUACCCCGUGUGUCUAAAAGUGUCAUCUUUUGCGAAGCUGUAGCUAUAUAUGGCGUUAUUGUUGCAAUCAUUCUGCAAACAAAGUUGGAGAGUGUGCCAUCUUCAAAGAUGUAUGACGCUGAGUCUCUAAGAGCUGGAUAUGCAAUCUUUGCAUCUGGAAUCAUCAUUGGAUGCGGGUUAUGUGUAGGAAUCAUUGGGAGCAGUUGUGCAUUGUCUGAUGCCCAAAACUCUACACUCUUUGUAAAGAUUCUUGUGAUCGAGAUCUUUGGGAGUGCUCUUGGGUUGUUUGGAGUUAUUGUGGGGAUCAUUAUGUCUGCACAAGCAACAUGGCCAACCAAAUAGAUAUAUCCAUCCGGUCUGUAUGCGUUGUGUUCUACUUGCAAAUCUGGAAAGAACAUGGCUUCUUGAUUAUCUUCAUUGUUGUAUGGAUACUGAUGUCUAGAAGAAAAAAAGUUAUGUGUGAAAACUGAGAAUCACUUUUGGAUCCUUAAUAUUUUUUGUAUUUGUUUAAAGCUUUGGAAUAAGUCACUUUGGAGUACAUCUUCAUGUUUAUGUUUGUA